AAGUGUUUGUACUUGCAACUUGCAAGCAACUCUUUGAAGCCAAGGCUAACUCAGAGAAAGACAGAAGACCUUUCCAAAGGCUCUUUCUUUGCCAAAUUCGUUGUUUCUUAGCCACUCUUCUACUCACACGGCGGAUAUCGCAAGCUUUAUUCUCAAUUUUCUUCAGAAUAUUCCAGUUACCUAUUUGGAACGAAGAACUUAUUUAGCUUCCAAAUUCUGUUCCGCUAAUCUGCUUGGCGAAAGAGGGAAAGAACAUGGCAGGACAACUGCCAGAGAAUCCUUCUUAUCCAGAACUUGCAAGAGUUGCAUCUAGCAUGCACAUUCAAGAAAAAUCUCAGUCUUUGACCCAACGAUGGUACUUCACUAAAGAAGAAAUAGAGGAUCACUCUCCGUCAAGGAAGGAUGGGAUCGAUUAUGAAAAAGAGUCACAUCUAAGGAAGUUGUACUGCUCUUUCCUGCAAGAGCUUGGAAUAGAGCUGAAAGUGCCUCAAGUGACCAUAGCUACUGCAAUGAUGUUGUGCCAUCGCUUUUACAUGCGCCAAUCUCAUGCAAAGAACCAUUGGCAGAUUGUCGCGACGGUGAGCAUGUUCCUUGCCUGCAAAGCUGAAGAAACACCACGCUGGCUGAGUGAUUUUGUUGUUGUUUCCUACAAGUUAGUUUAUAAAUGGGAUCCAUCAGCUCCACUGAGGAUCAGACAAAAGGAUAUCUAUGAUAAGGAAAAGGAGUCGAUUGUAGCUGGUGAGAGAAUGCUGCUUGCGACAGUUGCAUUUGAUCUUAACAUCGAACAUCCUUACAAGACACUUGUUGCAGCUAUGAAGAGGUUGGAAAUUUCUAACAAGGAGAUGGUCAAAGUAGCUUGGAAUUUUGUGAAUGAUUGGCUUCGCACAACACUGUGCUUGCAGUAUAAGCCCCAUUAUAUCGCUGCUGGUUCCAUGUUCCUUGCUGCUAAACUUCUGAAAGUGAAAUUGCCUACUGGAAAAGGGAAUCCCUGGUGGAUGCAAUUUGACGUUGCACCGAAACAGUUAGAAGAGGUUAUUCAAAAGAUGCUUCAGUUGCUGGAGCAGAAUCAGAAACAAGUAACACCAUCCAUGUCUGGCAGGUCGACUGAAUUAAAACCUGUUGCUGGAAAGGCAGUGUCAAGUAGCACAGAGUCUUGUAUCUCAAGUGUGUCAGUUGUUGCACAAGAUUCCAGGAAUAUGGAAUUGGUGGAGGCCAGAGGGUCGUCUACCUCCGUGACAUCCAAAUGCAGUGAGAAAGAAUCCUGCAACAUCGUCAACACUGUCAAGGAGACAGAGAGUGAGUGUGGUAGUGCAAAUAGUGCAGUUGAGGAUGGUGUUUGUCAGCCAAUUAAGGAUGACGCCAAAAAAGAAAUUUGCCAGACCAUCUCUGCUGGCGAUCACAAUGGAAAUAUUGAUAUUGAUCGAAUCAAGGAGAGAUUGAAGAGGAGGAAAUUGGAAAAGAAUUCACUGAAGAAAUUAGCCAAGGAUGACGAGAUUGAUAGUGAGGCUUGGAUUGAGAGAGAGCUGGAAAACUUGGGAUAGUGCCACUUUCUGCUAUUGCAUUGGAUGAAAUAGGUUCUAUGGAAGUACAAGCAGAAAAGCGAAAAAAGACACUUAACUGAAGAUGCAUUUGAAGUAGCAAGGUGCUGAAAAUGCAGGUGUGAAACUUUUCAGGUAAGAAGAUGACAUUCAGAAACUGUUGUCCAGUUAUGGUAACAUAUUCUGCAUCUGGUUCAAUCUUAUUUAGCAGAUAAUAGACUCCAGAUACGGGGUCUACUGCGCAUAAUGUUGGCUUUUCAUGCCUUGAUGUUUUUAUAUAAAGGGUAUGAUUUUGUGCAUAUACAUGCAGUCCAUUUAUACUAAGAGUAAUAACAAAAUUUAACUGUUGAAAGAUGGGAUGCCCGAGAGAGAGAGAGAGAGAGAGAGAGAGAGAGAGAGAGAGAUGGUAAAAUGUAUGUGGAUUAUCCAAAUGUUUGUUGAGCUUGGGUUCGAUAAGGUAAUAACGCGAUUUCCGACAGGUCUUUCUGAAUAGGAACUAGAAGAGAAGUCUCUCUUUAAUACAGGGACGGUCUGUUUUAUUAACUGGGAAUUCCCCGAGGCUCAAUGGCGGGAGGGUCUCAUGAUACGGAUCCUCUAACGUAGAAAGAAAGAGAACAGCAAAGGGUAUCAGUUGGGGAGGCAUUGUGUAGGAACAUAGGCCGAAAGUGGAAACAUGGGGAUUUGGGUCCUUUGAUAAGUUCACUUUUGCAGCUGGUUUUUAUUACUACUAUUGUUUAUAGCUGAAAGAGUAAGUAUUCUACUUCAAGAGGUCAAUUAUUUCUUCUUUGUUUUCUUAGUACCCUGUAACAAGGAAGCACUUGAGUAGUCAUGUACUCAGAACUUGUCAAGAUGUACUUUUAACAAUUGCUUCGUUAUGGACAAUUUUGCUCGUUAAUAAGCAAAC
Molecule: messenger RNA, 2442 nt
Organism: Nicotiana tabacum (common tobacco)
Lineage: Eukaryota; Viridiplantae; Streptophyta; Magnoliopsida; Solanales; Solanaceae
Product: cyclin-T1-3-like
Biological process (GO): regulation of transcription by RNA polymerase II
Molecular function (GO): cyclin-dependent protein serine/threonine kinase regulator activity
Source: RefSeq, a predicted model, not a curated record